Molecule: messenger RNA, 938 nt
Organism: Scomber japonicus (chub mackerel)
Lineage: Eukaryota; Metazoa; Chordata; Actinopteri; Scombriformes; Scombridae
Gene: gem
Product: GTP binding protein overexpressed in skeletal muscle
Exons: 4
Coding region: 18-938 (306 amino acids)
Biological process (GO): negative regulation of high voltage-gated calcium channel activity
Cellular component (GO): plasma membrane
Molecular function (GO): GTP binding; calcium channel regulator activity; GTPase activity
Source: RefSeq, a predicted model, not a curated record
UUAUUGUCACCGGCACCAUGCUGUCCACCGUGCGCCGGCACAGCCUCCGCCUGCAGACCGAGCUCCACCGGUGGAGCAUCUGCGACCCCGGCAGCCACCUACUCCCGGAUAGUUUCCUGGCCCGGGUCCCCACCUGCAUCUCCCGCUCCAAGUCCUGCGCCAGCUCCGCCGGGGAGUCAGAUGGGAGCCGCGGGAGUUGGUCAUCCUCAGAUUCAGUCAUUUCCACCGACUCCGCCGGGGAGCCCGCGGGUCCCGGGAGUCCGUACCGUGUGGUGCUGUUAGGGGCCAGCGGAGUUGGUAAAACGGCAUUCGCCAGUAUCUUCGCCGGUGCUGCUGACAGCAUGGACAGUGAUGACUGCGAGCUGUGUGGAGAUGAAGUGUGUGAAAAGGAAAUUGAAGUUGAUGGAGAGCCUGCAACAGUAACUCUGCUGGACAGAUGGGAUGCAGAGACUGACAGUGAAUGGGCUCAGGAGCGCCACAUGCAGGCAGGUGAUGCCUACCUGUUGCUGUACUCUAUAACUGACCGGGCCUCAUUCCUACGAGCCUCUGAGCUCCGGAUAACCCUGCGACGCUUUCGUCCUGCCCAACACACACCAAUCAUCCUGGUGGGGAACAAGUGUGACCUGGUGCGACGCAGAGAGGUGUCCGUCAGUGAGGGCCGUGCCUGUGCUGCCGUGUUCGACUGCAAGUUUAUUGAAACUUCAGCUGCCAUGCAGCACAACGUGUGGGAGGCCUUCCAUGGCAUAGUGCGACAGCUGCGUCUACGCCAAGAGUCAAAAGAGGCCAACAAACGCUGCAAGCACAAGAAAUGCAGCUCACGCCGUGAAAGCCUUCCUAAGAAGGCCAAACGUUUCCUCGACAAGAUGGUAGCUAAGAACAAUCCCAGUGUGGCGUUCUGGUUGAAGUCAAAGUCCUGCCAUGAUCUCUCUGUGCUGUAG